CUGAAACCUGGGUUAAACCAGUGUUUGCGUUCCUUGUUCCCGUUGCCUUGCAGAACUGCCGUGCAAUGGGUACACCAACAGUAUAGCCAGUUCCACAAUGGCCGCCACCGCGACGCUACCGUCUUCAGCUGAGAACGUCACCUGCGCGUCGGCUCCUUUAGAUCAGCUGAGAAGCGUCUUAGACUCUCUGUACGCAGGGGAGAACGUCCACGUCACAGUCUUCCUCUCGCUUUCCUGCGCGCUGGGCACGCUGGGUAAUCUCCUGACGGUUCUGGUCAGCGCGAGGCGAAGGGAGAAAUCCUCGGCCACCAUCUUUGUUCUGACCUUGGCCGUGGUCGACCUUGUGGUCUGCGCGGUCGUCGUGCCCUUGAAGCUUUACGAACUGAACCACGGGACGUACACGGGACAGGUGUGGUGCCGGCUGAACCCGUACCUCACAGCCGCAAGUCUCCUCAGUUCUACCUUCGUUCUGCUGGCCGCGACGGUGGACCGCUACAGGGCAGUGUGCAAGCCUGUACAACACUUCUCUGUCAGAAAGUCGGCCGUGGCGGCUGCAGGGGCGGGUUCGGCCGUCCUGGGCUGCGUCGCCGCCGUUCCCGCCAUCUUUACUCACGGUCAAGUCCACGGCUUCACGGCAAGGUCAUCGUGCGAUCCCAUCAGCCUCUGCGACACGGCCAGCCCGGAGAUGUCCCGGAUGUACUACGGCGUGACGGCCGCCAUUUUUCUUUCAGCUGUGGUGGUCAUGGGUGUCCUGUACGCGCUGGUGUACAAGUACGUGCGGGACCUGGUCCGGCCCGGCGCGGCCCACGUGAUCCAGUCCUCCAAUCAGCGGCCGGCGUUCUCCUCCCUGAAGCUGGGCGCGAAGAGAGUUCGGGUCGCUUCCCUGAGUGACGUGCUGGAGGAGUCGCCGCAGGCCGACAUCGGCGGGAGCCCGGCAGGGGCCCGACCGGGGCAUCAGGACAUCGGCGGGAGCCCGGCGGAGUUCCCCUCGCGGACCCACCCAGCGCUGCUGGAGGAGUCGCCGCAGUUCGACAUCGACAGGAGCCCGGCAGGGCAUCCCAAGCGAUGUUCCCGCGCUCAGAACUUCCUGUUGAUAGAUCCAGUGUUGCUGCCAGGCGACGCAUAA
This is a messenger RNA of Branchiostoma belcheri (Belcher's lancelet), 1126 nucleotides long. RefSeq names its product vasopressin V1b receptor-like. The record is from RefSeq and is a predicted model, not a curated record. Gene Ontology annotation, cellular component: membrane. Gene Ontology annotation, biological process: neuropeptide signaling pathway. Lineage: Eukaryota; Metazoa; Chordata; Leptocardii; Amphioxiformes; Branchiostomatidae. The transcript is spliced from 4 exons. The coding region runs from base 98 to 1126 and encodes 342 amino acids. Gene Ontology annotation, molecular function: neuropeptide receptor activity.